CCGUUACUGCAUAACAUCAAACCAUAUCAUUAUACACAAUCGUAGGAUCUCUCCUCUCUCUUGCUCUCUCCAUAUUCUGAGAUUGCUAUAUAUAAGUAUUUCUUUUGCAGACUUCCUAUGAAGCAAACAAAUGCUUAUAUGGAGAGGCAAAUUAUGAACAAGAGAAAACGAGUUUUUUCUGUCCAAGAAAAGAAGAACCCGAAGGCAGUCUUUGCGAAAAGAUACGCGAGUCAAUUGGUUCCAGCUCUCAAGAAGAUCAACAUGAACAAACCCUCUUCGCAAAUCAACAGCAAAAGUUUCGAGCAAACCGUGAAACAUGAAGUAGACAUGGCUUUGGCUUUGUCUGCUCAAGAAUUCGCGUGGAGCCGUUUCUUGCAACACAAGCUAUUAUCUUCCCCUCAUGAAGAUCCUAGUUACUCUUCCAAGAUUCUAGAAACAUCUAGCUGUAAACAAGACGGCAAAGAAGGAUCAGAGAUAAAGAAGAAACUGAAGGAAUUGCAAAAGCUUGUCCCAGGAGGAGAAGAGAUGAAUAUGGAGGAGAUAUUGAGUGAGGUCGGAAGCUACAUUGUAUGUCUUGAGUUGCAGAUGAUUGUUCUAAAAUCACUUGUUCAAGAUAACAUUUCUUGAUUAUUAUAUAAUUAAAUGUUUCAUAUGCAUUGUCCUUUACGUUAAACAAAGAAAGUUAGAUAAUA
Messenger RNA from Brassica oleracea var. oleracea, 692 nucleotides. RefSeq lists its product as uncharacterized. Gene Ontology annotation, biological process: regulation of DNA-templated transcription. The transcript has a single exon. Lineage: Eukaryota; Viridiplantae; Streptophyta; Magnoliopsida; Brassicales; Brassicaceae. The record is from RefSeq and is a predicted model, not a curated record. The coding region runs from base 118 to 627 and encodes 169 amino acids.